This is a messenger RNA of Acaromyces ingoldii, 1671 nucleotides long. RefSeq lists its product as hypothetical. The record is from RefSeq and is a predicted model, not a curated record. Lineage: Eukaryota; Fungi; Basidiomycota; Exobasidiomycetes; Exobasidiales; Cryptobasidiaceae. The transcript has 2 exons. Bases 1 to 1671 code for a protein of 556 amino acids.
AUGGUCGACAAGAAGUUGACGUGCCUACUCUCACACCUUUGCUGCAUUUUGGUGUUCGCCAAAUGUAUGCAAGUUGGCCACCCUAUUCAAACUGAUGCGAAGGGAAACAGGGGUAAAGACAUUGUAUACACCGAGGAACAGUUUGAACGCUUCUUGCUCGGUCCCCUACCAGAACAGCACCCGUCCUCUCCACCUCCUCUUCCGGGUUCUGGCAGCGUUCCAGAAAGUGCGGCCAGCACAUCAAAGGACCUUCUGACAAGCACAUUCCCAAGUCCCAGGGAGCAAGAAGUAGAAGGGCAUUUUCAGAUCGAAGCUGAGUCGUCAGUGGCUUCUCAGCGAUAUGCUCCUUCGUCAAGCAGUCCCCCUUUCACCUUUGACGGGAAUAACUUCGAUUUAUAUGAUUUCGACCACGUCCCUCAGCACCUGAAUGCCCCUUGGUCACCAACCCCUUCAGAACCAUUCCGUGUCGAGAACAGCCUCGGACCGGACAGGCAGACCGAAAAUCCAACGCAGAAGAAGGGCCGAGGUCCGAAGAUCAUCAUAGAAGAAGAUUCUUGCGUAAUGACAAAACGCAAAUGUCAGCGCGAACUGAAUGAGUUCUGGGAGGCUUGCGAUAAUGCUAUUGCGCAAGUGGCGUGGUCCAAAUACCGAACAAACAUAAUGAAGCUAUUUAAGCGAAUUGCCGUCGCAGCUUUCAAGGAAGGAAAAGACUUACAGAAGGUCCUCGAGAACUAUUGUCUUCGAAACAAGCGAAUUUCGUCGUGGCUCAAUAGUUUGAUCGACCAUCCUAUCUUCCUCUUAGAAGACACGAUGAAUGCUGAGAAGGACCCUGGCCUCCACAAGUAUAUAUCCGAUUGGGCAGCAACCGCUCGGGAUACUUUGGCGGCACAAAGAGGCGGCCACCUCAAUUUCACUGAGAAGGUCAACCGGGUUUGGCGGCUCAAGGCUGCAGACGAGCGACUCAAAUCACAACGCCUCACGGAAGGCCCCGAACCUUAUUCAGCCGGUGUCGGUAGAGCUCGUAUCAGGCUUACAGAAGAUCACGGUGAUGUUAAACGACUCCGAGAGAAGCGACAGAGAGCGAGCAUGAAAGCUGAUGGGAGCCUCAAUCGAGAUCGAGACAGGAAGGGUACCACCUCUCGGCAGCCUCCUCUACAGGAGUCGAUCAUAAAAGACGAGACAUCAAGUGCUGUAGACGGACGUCAUGAUGUUUGGUCGGGAUGCGGUGACGAGAUUAGAGAUGAGUGGAAGACGUACGCUACCGACAUUACCAAAUCACUAUGCAAAGACGCAGAAAAGUCACUCAAGUCGGGAAAAGCUUUAGAAAGCGUCAUCUACGGUGAGCCACGGUAUAAUCGACCGCCAACUUGGCACAACAGCAUCCUUGAUCAUCCAACAACACUCGUUGAGGACCGUCCAUCGAUUCGUAGAGACCAGCCGGUGCACAAGCUGGUUUCGGAGUGGGCCAAAAUGGCCAGGAACGAAUUGGCAGAGAAAAGGGAGCUUCGAUACAUGCAGAAGCUUGUGGGGUCGGACACUUGGACACUGAAGCCUUUAGAAGGCCGCAUGGUCAAAGAGGGCCCUGAUAGGUGGCGAAGUAAAGGGAAGACACGCAUGGUCAACAAUUCGCCCGAGCAAAGGAAGACCACUUUCCUAGUGCCAAUGUCCUGA